GAGAGAUAUGAGGGCGGCGGUGGCGGCGGCGGCUUAGGAGAUGAGCUCUCGACGUUCUGCGAGCUAGGGUUUGAUCGGGAUCGAUGAGUCCGUCCUCGCAGCUCACGGCGGCGACGGCCAACGGCACCGCGGCCGCCGUGAGGCCGGAGAAGAAGCAGCAGCUGGAGGCAGAUCUUGCGACAAUCGAGCAGCUGAUAGCUCGAAUCGCGCGGCUGGAAGAUCUGGCGGCGGCGCGCAACAGCAGCGGCAGCAGCCGGAGCCAGCAGGAGGAGAUUGUGGCGGAGGAGCGGCCCCAGCAGCAAGGGCAGCAGGCGGAGGAGCAGCAUCCCUGGGAUGAGGGCUCCGGCGAGAGGCAAUCUUCGUCUCACGGAGGCGAGGACACAGUUGGGGCUCGAAUGACCGUUGCAUCGAGCAGCUCGGACAUCCGAGCGGCCGGGCACAAGAGAGGAGAAGGGGAGGCUACUGGGCCGGCCAUGGCCAAGAAACCCAAGCUCUCGGAGGAGGAAGAUCCGGUGAGCGAGGGGAGCUUGAGCCGGCGAGUCGGGGGUGAUGCCGCCGACAACGGAUCCAAUCACACCAUGUCCACUCUCCACUCGAGCGAAGAGACGAGCUCCCAGCGCAGGGACGACUACGAGCUACACAAAGACGCCUGGGACAAGGCUCUCCGCGUCCUGGAGGAUCUUCGCAACUACAGCAAGGAGGGGUGGGUGUUUUGCCAGCCCGUCCAGUCGCUGUGGCCGGAGCUCGUGGAUUACACCAAGGUGAUUGAGAAGCCCAUGGAUCUGGGGACCGUCAAGAGCCGGGUGCAAAGCAAGUACUACUCGAGUCCCAAAGGUUUUGCCCGUGAUGUGAGGCUCACUUUUGACAACGCCAUCCGGUUCAACGCGGCGGGUUCUAUGUAUCACAAGCUCGCUCUGAAAAUGCGGCAAAAGUUUGAGACGGCUUUUAAGGCGGUGGAGCGGCUUUACAACCGGCCACCCAAGCCGGCGGCCAAAAGUAAGAUCAGGCCGCUUGUGGAGGUUGCUCCCCCGCCGCCGCGGCAGAAGAUCGAGAUGGUCGAGCAGAAACCCGUCGUGGCCCCGGUGGUGGAAGUAAUCGACGUGAAGCAACCCGAGGUUCUGGAAGUGAAAGAACAGGUUGCUACUCCUGUGUCUCGAGCGAGGGAUCUCGAAUUUCCUGCGCCGAAGGCUAAGAAGGUGAAGCUCAUGGGGACGAACCCCCGACUGGGACGGCAAGCCAACAGUCUGGCUUACGGUGGCUGCCGGCUCCUCAGCGCGAAAGAGAAGGCCAAGCUCUCGGAGCUUGUGGAUUCGUUUCCGGAGGACAGGAUGCGGAAGGUGAUUGAGAUAGUCGGGGAGAAGCAUCCGGAAUUGGUCGGUGCCCCGGAAGUGGAGCUGGACCUGGACAAGCUAGACAAGAACACGUUGUUCAAUCUCUAUCGGCUGGCGAUGAACUGGCAGAAGAGCAAGAACAAGGUGCUGGCCAAGUCGAAGAGCUCGCUCACGGCAGAAGACUCCCUGAGUGAUGGUCAGCAGCGGAUGCUCAUGGACAACAGCGACAACAUCGACAUCGUUGGCCUGGAUUCUCCAGAGCGCGAGAAUGGUGGCGAGGAGGAGGGCGAAGAAGCCGGAGAAAAGAAGACCGAUGGUGGAGGAGAUAAGGAAACGUCCAGUGACUCGGACUCCGAAACGGGAACAAGCUCCUCCAGCUCCGAGUCGUCCGGGUCCUCGUCGGAUUCGGAGCUUGACUCGGAAGGGGAGGCCGAGGCAGGGUCGGACAAAGACAAAGGCUAGUAAGCUCGAUCUCGAUCCAAGGUUGGAGGCCAGGAGCAAAACAAGGCCCAAGAAUGGAUUGGACGGAUGGAAGUGUACACUAGAAGCAAGCAAGCAAGCAGCACACUGGGAGAAUAAGUCUUCAUUGAGUUCUCUGGAAAUGCGGCUAGGCAAGUUUGGCGGCGGCAACUUUUGCUAGCCGGGAGGAUCCGUAGAGGGUCUCUUCGAAGCGGAUGAUCUCGGCCUUGGAA
Selaginella moellendorffii is the source of this 2023-nucleotide messenger RNA. RefSeq names its product transcription factor GTE3, chloroplastic-like. The coding region runs from base 84 to 1793 and encodes 569 amino acids. Gene Ontology annotation, molecular function: protein binding. The record is from RefSeq and is a predicted model, not a curated record. The transcript has 2 exons. NCBI's taxonomy places the organism in Eukaryota, Viridiplantae, Streptophyta, Lycopodiopsida, Selaginellales, Selaginellaceae.